This is a messenger RNA of Pelodiscus sinensis (Chinese soft-shelled turtle), 7472 nucleotides long. RefSeq names its product splicing regulatory glutamic acid and lysine rich protein 1 (gene SREK1). Gene Ontology annotation, molecular function: RNA binding. The record is from RefSeq and is a predicted model, not a curated record. Gene Ontology annotation, cellular component: nucleoplasm. Lineage: Eukaryota; Metazoa; Chordata; Testudines; Trionychidae.
CAACGCUCCUCUUGCUUUUUCCUCCAAAGUAUGUUAUAUUAAGUUUCGUGAAGCAUCAAGUGUUGGUGUGGCCCAGCAUCUAACUAACACGGUUUUUAUUGACAGAGCUCUGAUAGUCGUACCCUGUGCAGAAGAUGACUAGACUGGCCAAGGCAGACCUGUUACACUUGCCUGAGUUAGGCAUUGUUUGCCAUGCCACUAAACCUGCCGUCAAGUGAAACCUUCAUGGGGAAAAUGAGAUCGAAGUCUGGCCCGCUGAAGAUGGACGCCCUGUCUCUGUUUUUAUUAUUUUAUUUUGCUUUCCUUUCCUUUUUUUUUAUUUUGUCCCUUUUUUGUUUUGUUUUUGUUUUUGCUGAAUCUCUUUCACUUCUACUUGUGAACUGGUUCUUCAGUUCUGUAAAAAUGGUGUUUUGUAAAGGGUUCAUAAUGUUUCAUUUUACAGUUGCCUUUCUAAAGCUAUUUGAGGGUGGUGAAUGGUAUAUACACCAAAUGUUGAAUUAGAUCAUCUAAAUUCUUUGCUGUAAACUAGGGAUGAACAGUGCCUUAUAGAUAUGUUUAGGAAUCUUAAUUUAAUUCUGUCAGGUAGAUCAGAAUAUGAUAUAUGAAGAUUAAAAUAUGCGUGUGGACUACAUUUUCAAAAGUACAUGUCUCUGAAAAAGCCAGCUGAGUCUUUCUUAUUGCAUCUUUCUUGAGAAUCUAACUUUUACCAAACAAAAGCACAAGGCACAUGGCUUUUUAAUUAAUUUUUAAUGUGAAGAAGUUUAGAUAUCUGUUUUGGAUUUGCUUUUGAAAAAGUUCUGAACAUUCUAGACUCUUUAUUCUCACUGUAUGUGAAAUUCUAACUCCAUUGGUAGUAAUGGAGGUUGGGGUUUUUUUCCCCAUUAACUUCACUAGGGUCAGGAUUUCAUCGUAUUUGUAUUAAUUUUAAGAAAAAUCUUUAACACACAUUAGUGUAAAUGGACUCUGAGCCUUUGAAUGUUUUGUCAGUUAUGUUGUCUUUUAACAAUGUUAUCUGUGGGAAGAUGGAAACAAUUUUUUUUAACCUUAACGCACUAGAAUGGCGUUUUCAUUUAGAUGCAACAGAAAGGGAUUUUAUAAGAAAUGGUUCCAUACAUAAGUUUAUAUUUCCCAGUGAUUUAAAAAAAAAUACUAAGAAAAUAAUAUAUUAUUUUCUAAUCUCCAGAUUAGAUAUGAGUAUAAAGUGUCUCCUUAAUUGAAACAUCGCUGAAACCCUUGUAUUCUUUUUUAUAUCCUCCAAAACACAAGGAAACUGAUCUCUUCUGAACACUUGUAAUUUUGUGACUAAUACACUAAAUUUUACUGAUGACAGGCCUAAUUGUCGUUUACAGUAAGGCUACUUUACAUUGCUCUGGCAAGCCAUUUCUAAACUACAGAGCCUGUACUAUCAUAGCUAUUUAGUGAACUUGCAAUGCACACUGAUAGAAGGAGUUUUUCUUCUGGUGUAAGCCCACCACUUCCCCAGAGCAACAUUGUAGUAACACAGCAUUUUUCUAUCAGCAUAGCUGUAUCUACAUUAGAGCUUUUGAUGGCAUGGCUGUGUUGCUAAGGAAUAUGGAUUUUUCACACUUCUGACCAGCAUAGUUAUGCCAAUAUAAAUUCAAAGUGUAGAUCAAGCCUCUGUGUGAAGUGUCCUAAAAUGGAUGUAACAGUGAUUUACAGUCCACUUAAAAAGAUCCCUUUGUGAAAUGAAAUGAAAAUCAGAUCUGUCAUUUAUGACUGAACAAAGAGCACCCAAAAGAUAAUUACAAUCUUUUUAAGGCACUGGCACAAAUUGAAAAUAAAAAAUUGGUCCAUAAAAUUGACAACCUAUCCUCUUUAAAUAAAUACAUAUUUUCUAUGAAAGAAUUUCAAAUAAACUUUUAAGGGUUAAGUUCACUCAUCCAACAAUAAUACGAUUUUUUUUAAAAAGCAAGCCUUAAAAUUGAAGUGUUAACCGAUGUCUUAUCUCGUAAUAGCCAAAAUGUUUUGUUUAUAUUUUGUCUAGGUUUGUAUUCCUUUUUUACAAAAGAAUGAUUAAGGAAGGUAACAAAACAGAUUCCGUAGGAGCACUUCAGAUUAUUUAGCAUUACAUUUAAUUUAUCAGCUUUUUUGCUAGUUUUGUUUGAAAGAAAUGGCAAAGUUUUUUGGUGGGAAAUUUCUAAACUAUUUCCAUUUUCUAAAUUGAUUCAUUUUUGGGGAAAGUGCACACAGCAUAUUAGUGUGCAAAAUUUUUGAAUAUUUUUUAGUUUGUUUGAUUUUUUUUAAAGAAAUCAAUAAAAUAUUGAGGAAACAUCUGCAGAACUCCUAUUUCAUUAAAAAGAUCUUUAAGAAUAAGUCAGUAUUUUUAAGUAAAACUUUGUGUGGAAAAACUUUAACCGGCUCUACAUAAUUUUUUUUAACAUAGGUUAGGUGAGAUGAAAAACAUUAGGGAAAUGUAAAAAAAAAAUCAAUUUUAAAAUGGUUAUUAUCCACCUGGCAGUUUACCUUCUGCAAUCUUUAGGUGGCAAGUUACUUUAGCAUAUACACAACUUUAAAUGUAUGAAUAGUCUAAGUGAAUUCAGUGGCAUUGUUCUUGCAUUUAAAGUCUAGGCACAUCUUAAGUAUCUUUCUAAACUGAUUACCCUUAUCCAACUAAAUAUUUAUGUAUGUUCUACAUUCAAUUUAAGCAUAUGCUUAAUUAUGUACAGAAUACAGGUAGAUUUAAGUGCAUGCUUAAAUUAGGUGUGUGCAUUCUGGGCUGUAAAUUAGAAUUCAGCAUUACUGUCAUAAAUUCUAUACCAUUCCUGUAGGUGUUCAUCCAUGUAAAGUCCCAUGGAUUUAGUGGGAUUAUAGAAGUGCCAAGUGUAAACACAGAAGUGUAUCUCUACAAGAUUAGGACCUUAUUGAUCUGUAAUAUAGAUCUUCAUGAUUAGUUCAUGUUUCAACAACACUUUAAAAACAUAACUUACAAUUUCCCAAAAGCCAGCUGUGUAAAUGUAUGCUUAAUUUGCAUGCACAGUUACUGUGGUUAUGUAUUUAAAUAUCUGUUUAGCUGCAUAACUGAUAAUAUGUGCAAGCAAAUACCUGCUUUUCAUGAGCAGCCCCACAAAUCAGGCAUUAUAACUUCACAUGCUAUUGCACGUGUAACUUUAAAAUGAGGCCUGUAAAAGCACUGUAUUCAUGCUAUAUAUGAUUUUGGCUUUAGAUCAGGCAUGUUUUUAAAGUUAUGGAAGAAGUUUCUGUGCAGUUAAUUUUCAAACACUAAUAAUUUGAUUUUAUUUUUCUCUUUUAGAAAGCAAAAUGCCUUGGUCUGUUGUACAUUAUGGGCCAAAGUUUCACAGAACGAAUUUUAAAGUAAAAUAGAUCUGUUUUAUUAACAAGAGUGCAACAUAUGUAGAAGAAAUUGUGGUGUUUAUUUUUUUUUCAUUCCAUAUCUAUUCACAUUAAAAUGGAUUUUAUUUCAAUUUAUUAUCUUUUGGACAGAGGCAACUCAGAUCCACUCUAGAGCUGCAAAUUAUGUGAUGCAGCCUACACGAACGGUUGUCAUGUGUAACACAACUUUCGAUCACCGUGAAAACACCGCCCUGGGAAAGCGUCCAUGCUUGAUAUCGUUUGGUUCAUGAACAUUAAGUUUCCAGUACAGGUAAAAUCCCAGAUGAAGCCAAAGCCCUCUCUUUAUUGGCUCCUGCUCCCACUAUGACAAGCCUGAUGCCUGGUGCAGGAUUGCUUCCUAUACCCACACCAACUCCUCUGACCACACUUAGUGUUUCACUUGGCACAUUGGGAGCUAUACCAGCGGCAGCAUUGGACCCUAAUAUUACAGCACUUGGAGACAUACCACAGCCACCAAUUAUGGGAAAUGUGGAUCCUUCCAAAAUUGAUGAAAUUAGAAGAACAGUUUAUGUUGGAAAUCUGAAUUCUCAGACUACAACAGCAGACCAACUGCUUGAAUUUUUUAAACAAGUUGGAGAAGUGAAGUUUGUGCGAAUGGCAGGUGAUGAGACACAACCAACACGGUUUGCUUUUGUGGAAUUUGCAGACCAAAAUUCUGUACCUCGUGCUCUUGCCUUUAAUGGAGUUAUGUUUGGAGACAGGCCACUCAAAAUAAAUCACUCCAAUAAUGCAAUAGUGAAACCUCCUGAAAUGACACCACAAGCUGCUGCUAAAGAACUGGAAGAAGUGAUGAAGAGAGUAAGGGAAGCCCAGUCUUUCAUAUCUGCAGCUAUUGAGCCUGAGUCUGGAAAGACCAGUGAAAGAAAAGGCGGUCGAUCUCGUUCCCAUUCUCGAUCAGAGUCCAGAUCUAGUUCAAAAUCCCGGUCUAGAAGGAAAAGAUCACACUCAAAACGCAGGAGUAGAUCACACAAUAGAUCACUCUCUAGUCAGAAGGAUAGGCGUAGAUCCAAAAGUCCUCCCAGAAAACGUUCCAAGUCAAAGGAAAGGCGAAAGUCAAAAAGUCGUUCUCGUUCCCGGGACAAGAAAAAAGACAAAGAAAACAAAGAAAAGACCAAGGAAAAAGAAAAGGUCAAAGAGAAGGACAGGGAUAGGGACAGGGAGAAGGAAAAGGAGAGAAAUAAAGACAAAGAAAAGGAGAGGGAGAGGGACAAAGACAAAGAGAGAAACAGAGACAAGGAUAGGGACAGAGACAAAGAAAAAGACCGGGACAAGGACCGAGACAAAGAAAAGGAGAGGAACAAGGACCGGGAGAGAGUCAAGGAUCGGGAAAAGGACAAAGAGAAGGAGGUAGUCCGUGACAAGAAGGAUACAGAGUUGGAGGGAGAAAGGGACAAGGAAAAGGAUCGGGAGAAAGACGGGGACAAGGAGAAGGUUAAGGAGAAGGACAGGGAGAAAGACAGAGAAAAGAAGGAGAGUGACAAGGAGAAGGACAAAGACAAGGAAGGAGACAAAGACAAGGAACGGGAAAGAGAAAAAGAGAGGUCCAAAGAGAGUGAUGAUAAAAAGAAAAAAGAGAAGAGAUCCAGAACACCUCCCAGAAGUUACAGUUCUCUCAGAAGAUCUCGAAGUUCCAGCAGAGAAAGGCGUAGGAGGAAGAGUAGAAGUCCUUCUAAAUCUCCAAAAACAUCCAAAACAUCAAAGAGAAAGUCCUCUCGGUCUCCGUCACCGAGGAGCAGAAAUAAGAAGGACAAAAAGAGAGAGAAAGAAAGGGAUGCAAAUAAUGAAAAGAGAGACAGCGAGCAAUCCACAUCUAAGAAAAAGAGUAGCAAAGAAAAAGAUGGAAAGGAGAAGUCUGACAAAACCACUACUACACUGAAGGACAAAGAUCACACUAAAGAGGAUCCAAAUUCUGAAAUUAUUAAGGCAGCAGACAACAAAGAUACACUAAGGACAGAUGAAGUCAAACUACAACAGAAUGGGAACUGUCAACCAAACGAAGAAAACCUCUCAGUUAAAAUGGAAGAAGUAUAAAGUAGUGAAUGGACCUCUGACUCAACUGUGGAGUGAAUCCAAAGCUUUUUAUUUCCCUGAAAGAGGAAGAAAACAUCAAAGCAAUCUACUGAACAUGUUGAUAUGUACUUCCAAUUCUUGUGAUAGCUUUGUUGUCUUCUUGUUGGAAAGCAAGAAAGAACACAGACUAGUAAUAUAUCCCGUUAUAAAGGCAGAUGCCAUCAGAACUAUUCAUCUGUGAGAAUCCAUGCAUUUCCAUGAUGGCAGUACUUACUUGUAACAUGAUUUAUGUUAACUUUUGCCAAGAACUGUUCCAAAUAAGUGGAUAUUGAAAGCUGUAGACCUGUAUAAGCUGAAGGUAUGCAUUGGAAGUUGUUAAAAUAUUACUAGUUAAUGAAUUUUGUAUUGUUUUUCCUUGUGUUUUUCUUUUUUAAUUUCAAUGUGUACUGUUUUGAUAACGUGCUUGGAAAUGGUGCAGAAAUAUUAACUUUCCCUUGUAAAUGACAGCUAUGGGAAAUAAGGGGUUUACUUUACCACUCAGUUUUGCCAUUAUUGCGUUAAAUGCCCGCUGACUAGUAUGUUUUCAUUUGUUCACUGCUUGGAUUCAUUUUUUCUCAUUUAAGGUCAUUUUCUUAUUAAUGUCCCUAAAAUGAAUAUUUCUUUUAAUAGUAAUUGAAUAAUGCAUGCUACAGUUCUAUUUAUAGAAGGAACAACCACCAUACUGUAGAUAAUAGUUUAGCUUACUGGGUUUCUUCCCUCUCUCCAGUCCUUAAAAGUGAGCACAUGUGUAUAGUGUAGCAGGACUUUGUUUUGAGCCAUAUUGCAGAGGUAUUAGUUACCAUUAGCUGCAUAUGGUACAGGUGCCAUUACGAAAAUACCCCUGUUUUCAAAAUAGUAUAUGGGAGCACAAGCUUUAGCUUUAGUGCCUUCUUAAAAUGUAGUAUAUUUUCUGGAACUUUGUGUGUGCUAUUAAUUUUCAAUUACAUUUUACAUAAUUUCAAUGGCUGUUCUACCCAAGAGCACACCAGUAGAAAAGAAUGAGUAGUUUGUUAGAAAAGCUGCACUUGGUUCUCUUGGUACAAGAUUGAAGCUCAAUUUUGAAGAAGAGAUUUAUAAAUUAAUGCAAAAGUGAAGUUUGGGGACCAUUAUACUUUGAAGUAUGGUAGAUGAAUACAGAGAGAGCAGGUUCUAAUUUCAGAAAAAUCAAAGGGAGCUCUUUUCCAACUUUUUCUGUACAUUGGAUGGCCUUAAUCAUUACCUCUCAAUAAUCUACUCUAAUGUUGGUUGUGUGAUGUGAAAAAAAACUGUAUGCAAAGUUUGUUUGAAAAGAAUAGUAGUUGAAUUUACAGUAGAGUUAUAUGGUAGAGAUUCCAUGUCAUUCUUGGAUCCAUUCUUUGGAGGAGAAAGCAUGUAAUUUGAGAGAAUGAUACACUGCAAGCAUUUUUUCAAGUAAAAAUGUGACUUGUGCUCUCUGAAAUAAUCUCAUAAGAUUUCGUAAAAGUCGUACCUUUAAAACUUGUUGAAUACUAAAAUCAAGUAGACUUAUUUUUAAUACAACUUAAUACAAUCAAAAUACUUAAUUGCCUUACCUCAUGGGAAGAGUUAUUUCUAUCAGUUAAAAAAGCUGAGUAGUUAUUAGUUGCUUUCAAUUUGAUUUUCCUUUAUAAAGUUAAUACAUACAGAAGCCUAAGUCUUUUAUGGGGAAUGAAAAGUUGCCCACUUAAGGUAAUGAAACCCAGUUUGAUUGUGCAGCUGCUUAAUCGCUCUUUAUUUUUGUUAGGAUUUGAAGUUUCUUGCCAAUGUGUACCAUUAAAACUAUAGAAAAUGCUUUACCAUGUAAAGUAUAGAUAGUCAUUUUUGUGAUGUUUAGCCACAUGCAGUUGGCUGGUGAACAGCUUAUUCCAAUAAAAGAAUGACAAAUCUGUAUGCUUAUAGAAAGACUGUGAAGGAUCAUGUCUUGCAGCUGUCUUAUUUAUGUGUAAGUAGCAUAGAGCAAAGAUUGUUUGUAUACUUGUUAUCUUUGGUACCAUUUCACUAAUAAAAUUAAGUAUUUUAGAGGGAAGUUUUUGCUUAAUAUACAUUUUGAAAAG